AUGUCAUCGAAAAAACCACCUCGUGCACUGUAUAUUCCUCCAGCAUUAAGAAACAAUGUAAACAAUGAUCUUAACAUUUCUAAUGAAGUCGGGAAACGAUCAUCCAUCUCAGAAUCUUCGAUGGCAUAUCUCUCUGUAAAUCAACAUACCGAUGACAUAGAACAAUGCUUCAAGUCACUGGAGCUUUCUGAUAAUUCCACUGAGGUAUAUAAUGAUGGCUCCAAGAAGACCGUUUUCAACCCGAAAGUAUUAUCAAAAAACGAGCAAUCUCUUGAUCAAAAAACCGAACCACCAUUAAAGUUAAGUGAUUUUCAGCACAUCAUUGAAUUGUACAAUUUUCCAAAAGAUGUUGAAAAUUGCCAAUUAGAAUCUGAACUCUCGGGAUUUCAAGAUAGUGGAGUUUACCUAAAAUGGGUGGAUGAUGAACACUGCUUGGCUGUAUUUUCAUCUAACGAUGAAGCAAAUCGUGCACUGGCUCAAAUAUCAGGACUUAUUAUGAAGGCAAGAAAAAUAGACGAUGCUUCUUUAGCUAGUAAAAAGAAGAUUGCACGUGCACCUGGUGAUUGGUAUAUGCCGUAUAAAAAGCGUCCAUUAACAACUAGUUCAACAGCUCAUCGAUUAAUUUCAAGUCAUUUAGGCAUUGCGUCGUCUAAUAAAAAGAAAUCAGUUGAAGAUACGGCUAGAGAAGAACAAAAUAAGGCUUUAAUACGAGAAGCACGUGCUCAUGCAGAAGGAAUUCGUCAAGCACGAAAAGCCAUAUGGGAAGGUGGUGACUAA
Molecule: messenger RNA, 777 nt
Organism: Trichobilharzia szidati
Lineage: Eukaryota; Metazoa; Platyhelminthes; Trematoda; Strigeidida; Schistosomatidae
Source: the annotation of a GenBank genome assembly